Diorhabda carinulata is the source of this 3411-nucleotide messenger RNA. RefSeq names its product CCR4-NOT transcription complex subunit 11 (gene Not11). The record is from RefSeq and is a predicted model, not a curated record. Gene Ontology annotation, biological process: negative regulation of translation; mRNA catabolic process. NCBI's taxonomy places the organism in Eukaryota, Metazoa, Arthropoda, Insecta, Coleoptera, Chrysomelidae. Gene Ontology annotation, cellular component: CCR4-NOT complex. The coding region runs from base 106 to 1467 and encodes 453 amino acids. The transcript has 2 exons.
CUAUGCCUGGCCUGUUAAUUAUUUGUGUCAAUUGUCAUUGGCAUUUGUAAAUAAGUUGGAUCCACUUAUUAUAUCAAGUUAUUAUGUAUUAUAGAAUAUUUAAUAAUGGCUUUAACAGCAGAGCAAUGUGAUAUUCUAUUAGGAAUAUUGGAAACACACAGUGUACGUAAUUUUACUCUUGAAGCUCUCUCCAAUGAAUUACAUAAAAAAUUCGACUCUUCAAAUUUUUUUCAAGUCGGCACAUGCAUUGUUAUGUUAUUGCAAAAUAAUCUAUUACCUGAAUCUGAACAACGAUUAGCAGCCGUAACUUUAUUGCAUGAAUUAUAUCGAGGAGAGCCAAUUGCAAAUACUCCUUUUGCAAAUGUAUUUAUACAUUUACUGAAUCCUCCAGAACAACAAAGCAGUGUAGGUGCACCAAAAUUAGAAUAUCCUGGACAACUACCUAGAAUUUCCAGUUCAGAAAGAAAUUUUAUAAUACAGCUAUUGUCAGACAAGCCUAAGGAUGCACUUUUGAAGAAAACUGCUGUUCAAAUAGUUAAUUCUGACGCACCAACACAGGUGAAUGCUGAUUUUUCAAACAUUCAACUGAUUUUAGCAGAAAAACAAUCUGAAUUGCCACAAACGUGCAAAAUUGGAAUACCUGUAAUUUUAUCUUUACCUGAAAAAUCAACAAACUGUUACACAUCCGAUUCACCAAAAGAUGAUGUUAUAGUUAAAAAACUAGCGACCUCCGACAAUGCUGCCAUUAAUAAAGUUUAUAAACCGGAAUUUGUCACGUUAGCUCCACCUUUAUUGAAUUGUCAAGAUGAACUAGUUUGGUUAAAUCCCACUACACCAAAAGAGCAUACAGUCGCUUACGAUACCACCAUGUGCGUCCCCGAUAUGGCCGGCUAUGAAGCCCGACAAUUAAUGAACAAAGCCUAUAAAUCAGCUUUAUCCAUACAACAACAACAACAGUUGCUAGGAGAAUUAGAAGAUGAUCCUAAGUUAGUUUAUCAUAUUGGUUUGACGCCAUUGAAACUACCGGAUCUAGUUGAAAACAAUCCAUUGAUAGCCAUCGAAGUCCUUCUUAAAUUGAUGCAAUCUAAACAAAUCACGGAAUAUUUCAGUGUUUUAGUAAACAUGGAGAUGUCCUUGCAUUCGAUGGAAGUAGUAAACAGGCUGACGACAACAGUUGAUUUACCAACUGAGUUUGUUCAUUUGUAUAUAUCAAAUUGUAUAAAUACUUGCGAGACAAUCAAAGAUAGAUAUAUGCAGAAUAGGUUAGUGCGAUUAGUUUGUGUAUUUUUACAAUCUUUGAUAAGAAAUAAGAUAAUCAAUGUACAGGAAUUGUUUAUCGAAGUUCAAGCUUUCUGUAUAGAAUUCAGUCGAAUAAGAGAGGCUGCCGCUUUAUUUAGGCUUCUUAAGCAAUUGGAAUCGGGCGAAUUGGGUUUGGUCUCAUCACCAACUAUUAGUUCUAAAAGUUAGAUUUCAUUUAAUAAUAUUAUUUAAUUUAAUUGAAAUUAUUUUUCUAAUAUAAAUUUAUUAUAUUGGUUAACCAGGAAUUUUUUUUAAAAUGUGAAUUUAUUGGGAACGAGGUCAAGUAAAUUAGAAUUGAAUUGACUUCAGAAAUAUGUUAACUGUAUUUUUUAAAAUUUUUGGAAAAUUAAGAAAAACUUAUUAUCUGAUGUAUUAAUGUUGUUAAUUAAAAACUCAGAGUAAUACUUAAUAUCCUUUCAAAACUAAUAGCGUUUGAAUUUGAUUUUUAUGUUUUUUUACCUACUCUUAAAAAGAAAAGUAAAAAAGAUUUCUCUUAACAGGUUUCUGUAGUAAAAUUUGUGUUCAUUGCUAUUUUUUAGCAAUAUUUGAUUUUUUGAAGUCUAAGUAGAAUGUUCAAUAAUAAAAACACAAUAAAAGAAAUUUGAAUUUAUUAUUAUAACUAUUGCAAAACAAAGGUCUCAUUAAAAAAACAACUUUUAUUACAUUUUUAACUAUUAUUAAUUUUUUUCUGUCUAUGGCACUAUUCAUCUCCGUACACCCUGUCAACUUUACACGACGCUUUUGUAGUAGGCCACUGGAGAAUCUUGUCGUGAAAAUAUUCAUAUCCCGUGGUAUGUUAGGUGAGUUUUUCAAGUCAUCAAGCUUCUUUUCAUUUAUUGGUACGUUUUCGGUUCUACCGGAAAUCGUCUGUAACUUUGUUAUUUUAAAUCUAUAUUAAUACUUGCAGACCCUUAUAAAUUAUUUUUUUACCAUGAUACCCUUAAAUUUAUGAAAAUGGUUUGUUUCGUUGCUUUUAGGAAGGUCAGACGUAUUUGAAUCUGUGCCGAAAAUUUUUUCAUUUUAUAUAGGGUAUGUAUGAAAAGUGUUCAAAGUUCAACUUCAUAAAUAUCGAAUUUAUUUUUUUAAAUAGAACCACCCGUUUUUUUCUAUUUUAAUACAUUCAGGGGUAAAAAAUAAGGCAAAUUCAUGUUUACUUUCCUAUACCUAAACCUUAGCGUUAUCCAGAUAUUAGAUGUUUUCAGUAAAUUUUAAUAGAUGCAAGUGUGGUCUAAAUUUUAUGCUAAAAGCAACCGAACAGAAACCAUUUUCAUAUCUUUAAGGGUAUCCUCGUGCUCAUGCCAAUUAAAAAGCCCAAAUGACAUGAAAAACAUUAAAUAAAUAACUAUAAAAAUAAAAUUAUUUUGCAUUGUGUUACAAUUUUUUGAAAAGCAAUUGAUAAAACUUACAUUGAAAUUUUUACUUACUUUCUACGUCACAUUCAGUCAUGUGACAACAAAUGCGUAGUGGAGCGUCAUUUAGGUAUUUAAAUUUAUUUUUUUAUGAACUAAAAUACCGUUAAAAAAAUAAAAAAAUAGUGUGUGAUUAAGAACAAUAUACUAAACUUAGUUAAUGUAUAAAAAAGUAUGCAAGGACCCUAUUAUUAUUUUGUGUAGUUAAAGAUUUGAAAUUUUGGCGAUUUUCAAUUAAAUAUUUUAUAUCAAGAACUUAUUAAAUAGAAAAAAAAUACUUUUAAAAAAAUUCAAGUACCCUGUCAAUGUUAGAAUAAAAAAAUCAGAAGUGGUUACUGUGCCACAAUACGUGAACAAAGGAAUAUUCAAGAUGUUUGAAGAAAAACGUAACAAGCCAAAUGGCUGGUUACAAAACUAUUUCUAAUAUGUUUACCACAAGUACUUGGUGAAUAUAAAUAUUAAAUAAAAUUCAGUUGUAUUAGGAGGCCCAUUUUAAAGCAGUGUUAUAGAUUAACAACAGUUCACUAAUAUUGGAAAUCAUUUUUUUGCAUGUAUUCAACAAAUUUUGAAGGUUUUGAUAACUUUGACCAUCUUUAAAAGUGUAAACAAGAUAUUCUGAAGUUUAAAAACAUUUUCACUAUAUUUAUUUCACUUGUAAAUAAAACAACAUAUUGAAUUAAAAAUAAAUCUUAUUUUCACUUUA